GAGAUCUGAGCUUGGGAAAUGGAGAUUGUAGAAGAACUAGCUCUCUCACCAUUUCUUCUUCUUCUUCUUCUCUCUAAAUAAAAAGACAGACGACUUCACCGUUUGAUUCUUUUAUAUUCCUUUUUUUUUCCCAGAUUAAUUCUUUUCCUCUCCUCUUUCUCUUCUCACUUGUAUUCCUUUAACACUCCCUUCUUCUUCUUCUUUUUUUUUUUUCUUUCUUUCUUGUAGAUCUAUUAGAAAUUGAUUUUAUUUCACGAAUAACCCAUCGAAGUUCCGUUCAAGUUAUGGAUUUGCUUGAGUUCUGUUGAACUUGUUUUAAUCGAGGAUAAUAAAAUAAAGAAUCCGAUUCUACAGAUGGAAGUAUGUGCUGUGGAUCAGACCGAUUAAAUCAGAUCGUGUCAUCAAGAUCUUCGUCGCCAGUUCCAUUCGAGGAUAACAAUCUUUUUAACAACACAGACAUGAAUCACUUGAGAGUCGAAACAGAGGAUACGUUUGCAAGCUUGCUUGAGCUCGCCGCUAACAACGAUGUGGAAGGUGUAAGGCUGUCUAUUGAGAGAGACCCUUCUUGUGUAGAUGAAGCUGGUCUCUGGUACGGUCGUCAAAAAGGUUCCAAGACUAUGGUCAACGAUCAGAGGACUCCGUUGAUGGUUGCUGCUACUUAUGGGAGUAUAGAUGUGAUCAAGCUUAUUGUUUCUUUGACUGAUGCUAACGUGAACCGCGCUUGUGGGAAUGAUCAGACCACCGCGCUACACUGUGCUGCUUCAGGAGGAGCUGUGAAUGCUAUCCAAGUUGUUAAGCUGCUUCUUGCCGCUGGAGCUGAUUUGAGUCUCUUGGAUGCUGAAGGUCAACGAGCUGGAGAUGUUAUAGUUGUUCCUCCUAAGCUUGAAGGUGUGAAGCUGAUGCUUCAGGAGCUUCUUUCUGCUGAUGGAUCAUCGACCGCUGAGCGGAAUUUAAGGGUUGUGACAAAUGUUCCGAAUAGAAGAAGCUCUUCUCCAUCACAUUCUCCAACUGGUGAGAAUGGUGGGUCGGGGUCUGGUUCUCCCCUUGAUUCUCCGUUUAAGCUGAAAUCGACUGAGUUCAAGAAAGAGUAUCCGGUUGAUCCGUCUUUACCGGAUAUCAAGAACAGCAUUUACGCGACUGAUGAGUUCAGAAUGUAUUCCUUCAAGGUUCGGCCUUGCUCGCGUGCGUAUUCGCAUGAUUGGACUGAGUGUCCUUUUGUUCACCCCGGUGAAAACGCCAGGAGAAGAGACCCGAGGAAGUUCCACUACAGCUGCGUCCCGUGCCCGGAUUUCAGGAAAGGAGCUUGUAGACGAGGAGAUAUGUGUGAGUAUGCACACGGUGUGUUUGAAUGCUGGCUGCAUCCAGCUCAAUACAGGACCCGUCUCUGCAAAGAUGGAACAGGCUGUGCUCGGCGUGUUUGUUUCUUUGCGCAUACACCCGAGGAGCUUCGACCUUUGUAUGCAUCAACGGGUUCAGCAGUUCCUUCGCCUCGAUCGAAUGCUGAUUAUGCAGCGGCUUUGAGUCUCCUUCCUGGUUCCCCAUCAGGAGUCUCUGUCAUGUCCCCGCUUUCGCCAUCAGCUGCGGGGAACGGGAUGUCUCAUUCAAACAUGGCUUGGCCACAGCCAAAUGUCCCGGCUCUGCACUUGCCCGGAAGCAAUCUACAGUCGAGCAGGCUAAGGUCUUCUCUCAAUGCAAGAGAUAUCCCGACAGACGAGUUCAAUAUGUUAGCGGAUUACGAACAGCAGCAGCUCCUUAACGAGUUUUCCAAUUCAUUAAGCCGUUCUGGUCGGAUGAAAUCAAUGCCUCCUUCCAAUCUUGAAGAUCUUUUCUCAGCAGAAGGCUCUUCGUCUCCUCGGUUUACCGAUUCCUCUUUAGCUUCCGCGGUGUUCUCUCCCACGCACAAAUCAGCUGUCUUCAACCAGUUCCAACAACAGCAGCAGCAGAGCAUGUUGUCUCCAAUCAACACAAGCUUUUCUUCACCAAAGAGCGUUGAUCACUCACUGUUUUCAGGUGGAGGAAGAAUGUCUCCUCGGAACGUGGUUGAGCCAAUUUCCCCCAUGAGUUCUCGUGUCUCCAUGUUGGCUCAGUGCGUGAAGCAACAGCAGCAGCAGCAGCAACAACAACAACAACAACAACAACAACAACAGCAGCAACAUCAGUUCCGUAGCCUCAGCUCCAGAGAGCUCAGAACAAACUCAAGCCCGAUCGUUGGUUCACCGGUAAACAACAACUCAUGGUCAUCCAAAUGGGGCUCCUCAAAUGGUCAACCGGAUUGGGGAAUGAGCUCAGAGGCGCUUGGUAAGUUGAGAUCAUCCUCAUCGUUUGAUGGUGAAGAGCCUGAUGUGUCAUGGGUACAGUCAUUGGUGAAGGAGUCUCCAACAGAUGCCAAAGAGAAAGCAGCAACAGCUUCUUCCUCAGGGGAAAACGUGAAGCAGCCAAAUCCUAUUGAACCGGUGAUGGAUCAUGCUGGGCUAGAAGCUUGGAUUGAGCAAAUGCAGCUCGAUCAGCUUGUUGCUCAGCAGAACUGAGAGGACCAAAGCAAAGUCUCUCUCUCUCUAUAUAUUAUGGUAGAUAAAAAACCUCUUUUUUACAGGUGGUGGUGGGUAGAAGGGUAACAAGAUUAACAAAGAAGAGAGAAGAAAGAUGUUUUCUUUGUUUUUGGUCAAUCAAAUUAAUUUUCACAAAAAAAAAAACUGUUU
Capsella rubella is the source of this 2699-nucleotide messenger RNA. RefSeq names its product zinc finger CCCH domain-containing protein 30. The record is from RefSeq and is a predicted model, not a curated record. Bases 363 to 2528 code for a protein of 721 amino acids. Gene Ontology annotation, molecular function: protein binding; metal ion binding. NCBI's taxonomy places the organism in Eukaryota, Viridiplantae, Streptophyta, Magnoliopsida, Brassicales, Brassicaceae. The transcript is spliced from 2 exons.